Messenger RNA from Peniophora sp. CBMAI 1063, 939 nucleotides. The record is from the annotation of a GenBank genome assembly. Lineage: Eukaryota; Fungi; Basidiomycota; Agaricomycetes; Russulales; Peniophoraceae.
AUGUUCACCACUCGCUUUUGCACCUUCAUCAUCCUCGCCAUUGGCGCUUCAGUCGAGGCCGUUCCCGCUCCUAUGAAGCGCGAUACCGCAACCCCGGCCCUGGCGGCGCGGGCGCCCCAGUUCUCGGUCAACAUACCCAACAACGUCCCCGUUUCCGGCACAUUCCCGAAUGGCAUCACCAUCACUCCCCAGACGCCUUCGGGCAGUAUCGUCACGGGCAACAAUAACUCAACGCUCUUCGGCCAGUUCGGGUUCAAGCGCGACGACGGCGUUGAGGCUCGCCAGUUCAACUUCACUCUUCCGAACCAGCUCCCGGCUCAGGGUACACUUCCGUUUGGUUUGACUGUCACGCAAGGUGCACAAAAUAGCACUGUCGGACUGCCAUCUGGUUUCCCGUUCAAGCGGGACGGCGACCUCGACGCUCGUCAAUUCAACUUCACGCUACCCAACCAGCUUCCUGUCGAGGGAACACUUCCAUUCGGCCUUACCGUCACGCAGGGUGCACAGAACAGUACCGUUGGUCUGCCGUCCGGCUUCCCAUUCAAGCGUGGGCUCGAAGCUCGCCAGUUCAACUUCACCCUCCCGAACCAACUUCCCGUGGCCGGCGCCCUCCCAUUCGGCCUCACCGUCACCCAAGGGACGCAGAACAGCACCGUCGGCCUACCCUCGGGCUUCCCGUUCAAGCGGAGUGACAGCGCUGCACCCCGGGCGCUUGCUGCGCGUGAUGGUGAUGCCAACUACGACUACAAUCAGCCCGCUUACGGUUGCGAUAACGAGGAUGGGUUCGGCCUGCCCGGAUGGGACGCUGAGUACGAGGAGCACUGCAUGUACCUUCCGCACCGCGAUGAUGAUGCGGCAGAGGAAGAUGGCGUUGGCGUUGACGCUGACAGCGAUAUUGAGGUAGAAGCUGAGGCUAUGGUCGAGGCUUCUACCCAGUGA